Molecule: messenger RNA, 606 nt
Organism: Paraglomus brasilianum
Lineage: Eukaryota; Fungi; Glomeromycota; Glomeromycetes; Paraglomerales; Paraglomeraceae
Source: the annotation of a GenBank genome assembly
AUGACGGGCCAACUCUUAUUCUCUACUAGUCUUAUCUCGCCUGAAGUACAAGCAGAUCUUCCACCAGGAUACAAAAUUAGACCUUUGGCAAGCGAUGAUUAUGAACGCGGAUUUCUCGAUACGUUAACAGUGCUUACUGAGAUUGGAGACAUUUCGAAAGCUCAAUUUUUAGAACGGUUUAAUUAUCUGAAGCAGCAUAACCAUGAGUAUUUCACUAUUGUGAUAUUAUCUCCUGAUGAUCGUGUUGUUGGUGCUGGAACCGUCUUUGUUGAGAGGAAGUUUAUAAGAAAUACAGGACUUGUUGGGCAUAUUGAAGAUAUUGCAGUCAAUAAAAAUCAACAAGGGAAGAAGCUUGGACUCCGGUGCGGAAAGUCUAUUAAUGGAUUAUUGACGAUAGUAUUGAGUUCUUAUAUACAAAGUCCUGGUGCCGCGGCUAAUUUAAUACUAAUAAACGUAUUCAUUGUACUUCAUCUCACAUACUUGGUUCUGACAGUUAUCCUCGAUUGUUCAGAAAAGAAUGUACCGUUCUACGAAAAGUGCGGCUUCACACGUAAGGAAGUCGAAAUGGCAUGGUACUGCAAUGAGGCCCCAAAAGCUAAGCUGUAA